UCGCCUGUCCCCUCCAGCGGCCGCCUGGAGCGUUGUCCCCCUGGCCGGCAUGGGGCCGCUGCGCUGGCUGCCUCUGCUCGGGCAGCUGCUGCUGCUGCAGCCACCGGAGUCCCGGGCCGCCGGCCCCAUCCGGGCCUUCGUGGUCCCCCACAGCCACAUGGACGUGGGCUGGGUCUACACGGUCCAGGAGAGCAUGCGAGCAUAUGCGGCCAAUGUCUACACCUCCGUGGUGGCUGAGCUGGCCCGUGGGCCGCAGCGUCGCUUCAUCGCGGUUGAGCAAGAGUUCUUCCGGCUGUGGUGGGACCACGUCGCCUCAGAGCAGCAGAAACGCCAGGUCUGCCGACUCCUGGAUGAAGGACGCCUGGAAUUUGUUCUUGGAGGCCAGGUCAUGCAUGACGAGGCUGUGACCCAUCUUGAUGACCAAAUAUUACAGCUCACAGAGGGACACGGAUUUCUCUAUGAAACAUUUGGGAUCCGGCCGCAGUUCUCCUGGCACGUUGACCCAUUUGGCGCAUCUGCCACAACCCCCACUCUCUUUGCCCUGGCAGGCUUCAACGCCCACCUCAUCUCCAGGAUUGACUACAACCUGAAAGACGCGAUGCAGGAGGCCCAGGGGCUGCAGUUUGUGUGGCGAGGGUCCCCAUCCCUGUCAGCUCAGCAGGAAAUCUUCACGCACGUCAUGGACCAGUACAGCUACUGCACCCCCUCCCAUAUUCCCUUUUCCAACAGGUCCGGGUUUUACUGGAAUGGUGUGGCUGUCUUCCCGGAACCACCCCCGGAUGGUGUGUACCCCAACAUGAGCGAGCCUGUCACCCCUGCCACCAUCAACUUCUACGCUGAGACCCUGGUGGCCAAUGUGAAACAACGGGCUGCGUGGUUCCGAACACCCCACGUCCUCUGGCCCUGGGGAUGUGACAAGCAGUUCUUCAAUGCCUCGGUGCAGUUCGCCAACAUGGACCCCCUGCUGGACCACAUCAACAGCCACUCUGCCGAGCUCGGGGUCUUGGUGCAGUACGCCACACUGGGUGAAUACUUCCGCACCCUGCACACCCUCAAUGUCACCUGGAGCGUCCGUGACCACCACGACUUCCUGCCCUAUUCAUCAGAACCACUGCAGGCCUGGACGGGCUUCUACACAUCCCGCAGUGUGCUCAAGGGGAUGGCGCGGCAAGCCAGUGCUCUUUUGUAUGCUGGGGAGUCCAUGUUCACACGCUACCUGUGGCCGGUCCCUCAAGGCACUCUGGACCCUGCCUGGGCCUUGCAGCAGCUCCAGCAACUCCGCUGGGCUGUCUCCGAGGUCCAGCACCAUGAUGCUGUCACUGGGACUGAGUCCCCCAAGGUGAGUGACAUGUACAUGGAGCACCUGGCCACAGGGAUGCUGGGUGUGCACAAACUUAUGGCCUCCAUCGUCCUGGAGGGACUUGGGCCUUCAGUGGGCAAGCAGCACAAAGCACCAGCAGCCAACUCAGGCACAAAGCCUGCAGGGUACUUUGCCUCUGUCUACAACCCACUGACCUGGACAGUCACCACUAUCGUCACCCUGACUGUUACCUUCCCCAGAGUCAGCAUCACAGAUGAGUUGGGUCAUCCCGUGCCUGCACAGAUCCAGAGCUCUGCCAAGCACCCCUUUGCAUAUGACCUGCUCGUUCUGACCACAAUCUCAGGCCUCAGUUACCAGUACUACAGCAUCAGACCCAUCAUAGAGGCCCAAGAGGGCACUCAGGAGCCAGCCGCUGCCAUGGCCAACACACUCCAGUUUGGCCACAGGCCAAGGAGACGCAGCAACCAGGGUGGCAGGCGCCUGGUGCCCGUGAUGAAUGACUGCUACACUGUGCUGUUCGACCAGGACACCAACCUGAUGUUCAGCAUACAGGAGAGACAGAGUAACCGCACAGUACGUGUGGCCCAGGAAUUCCUGGAGUACCACGUCAAUGGGGAUGUGAAACAGGGCCCCAUUUCUGACAACUACCUGUUUGCACCCAACGAGACAGCAGAGCCCACGUGGGACACUGUGAGGAUGGAGAUCGUGGUGGGAAAGCUGGCGACUGAGAUCCGGCAGUACUUCUACAGAAACGCAACAGCCCAGGCUUACACCUACGCCAUCUACUCCCGGCUGGCCCACGUGCCUCAGGGCCCCCACGGGGAGCUGCUUUGCCACCGGAUAGAGCAGGAGUACCAAGUGGGCCCCUUGGAGCUGAACCGUGAGGCCAUCCUGAGGACCAGCAGUGAUCUAAACAGCCAGCAGGUCCUCUACUCGGACAACAACGGCUACCAGAUGCAGCAGCGGCCCUUCCAGGCCUUCAGGAACAACACCAUCGCCCGGAAUUACUACCCCAUGGUGCAGUCUGCCUUCAUCGAGGAUGGAAGAAGCAGACUGGUGCUGCUGUCAGAGCGAGCACACGGUGUCUCCAGCCAAGGGAACGGGCAGGUGGAGGUCAUGCUCCAUCGGCGACUGUGGAACAACCUGGCCUGGGACCUCAACUACAACCUCACGCUGAAUGACACCUCGAUUGUCCACCCCGUGCUCUGGCUUCUGCUGGGACCCAAAACACUCACCACUGCCCUGCGCCCCAGGAGCGGCCUCGCGCUGCAGCAUAGGCCAGUUGUGCUGCUCAGAGAGCUGGCCAGUCCAGAGCCACCUGGUCAAGGGACUUCCUCGGAGCCUCCAGGACUCCGGCAGCAGGUGGCCGUGACACUGCCACCAAAUCUGCACCUGCAGAUCCUGAGUGUCCCUGGCUGGAGCUACAACACCAACCACACCGAGCACAUGCGACAUCUUCGGCAAGGGUUUGCAGGAAGGCCCUUCUCACUGUGCCCAGCAGGCCCCCUGCUGUGGAAAUUGUAAUGCAACACCUGCCUCCUCCUCACCAAGGUGGGAAGCAGCUUCUGCCCAGAAACCAAACAUCACAUCUGCUGUCUUGCAUUGGCCAUAGCAGUCACGUGAUCACAUGGAACUCCAGAGGGGACAGGAGGAAAAGACUGGGGUACUUGAAGACAGGCUCAAGUACCUUGAUGACCACAGCAAGAUCAAGGACAUUGGCAUUGGCCCCUGUGUGGCAGGCUGGAGGCCUGGAGUGGUCCUGACCUGCUCUAGACCUUCCCUGUGCUACACACCAGCCACAGGACCCCAGGCCUUGCUUCCUUGGAUGUUGAGUGGUGGGCUGCGUCCACUGCCCUGUGGGGAAGUUGAGGAUAUAGAAUGCAGUUCAGAGUGUACAGCCCUGGAGCCUUGAGCUUGGUUGAUGGGGGUCCUCACUGCUACCUUCUGUCCCCAAAGGCCACCAAGGGAAGGCCCAGGCAGACUUGCAUCGUGUCCUGCUGCGGCUCCACCACCUGUAUGAGGCAGGGGAGGACCCAGUCCUGUCCCAGCCAGUG
This is a messenger RNA of Castor canadensis (American beaver), 3375 nucleotides long. Lineage: Eukaryota; Metazoa; Chordata; Mammalia; Rodentia; Castoridae. The record is from RefSeq and is a predicted model, not a curated record.